Molecule: messenger RNA, 594 nt
Organism: Solea solea (common sole)
Lineage: Eukaryota; Metazoa; Chordata; Actinopteri; Pleuronectiformes; Soleidae
Product: cornifelin homolog A-like
Exons: 4
Coding region: 125-505 (126 amino acids)
Source: RefSeq, a predicted model, not a curated record
CCCUAAUGUCCUGUCACGCUCACCAUGCAUCAGCGGGUCUAUAAGACGCCACACUGGCCAGCAAACUCGUCAGUCGUCCACUCACGCUCUCCAGACGAACACAAAGUUCACUGAAGCUGCAGCCAUGACGACAAACUUGGUGAUGACCCAACCCCAACCCUAUGUCAUGAGCGCUGUAUCCAACCAAUGGACCUCUGACAUCUGUGACUGCUGUGAAGACCUGCCCAUGUGUUGCUUGGCCUGCUGGUGUCUUCCCUGCUUCACCUGUAAGACAUCAUACGAGGCCGGGGAGUGUGUGUGUUUACCACUGCUAGACGCUUAUGGAUGCAUUCCACCAAUGACGACAUCCCUCAGGGUGGCAGUACGUACGAGAUAUGGCAUUGAGGGCUCGAUCUGCAAAGACUGCGUGUUGUCCUACUUCUGUGGGCCCUGCACCUGGUGUCAGAUCGCAAGAGAAAUCAAAACAAGGAAGAACCCCGUCUUCUCUGUCGUCAUAUCGCGCUGAUAUCUUGAGUGAAAUGAACAUCAUCAUCAUCAGGGAGUUCAGUGGCGCUGUGCUAUGUCACUGAGCAGCUGAUUUCAUUAUUUUCCUGG